GACCUUCUCUCUCAUUCUCUCUCGCUCUCGCUCUCGCUAUCAGAGAUGGAACCUCACCGGAGAUCCGGCGAUCCACCGGCAUCGUGGCCAACGAAGCCAAAGCUUCGAGCCUCCACCUUCUUCUCCUGCUGCUUUCGCGGGGCCACCACCAGCGCGAAAGCGGAUGACCACCCCACGACUUCGCUGAUCCGAUCGUCGUUCACCUGGCUCCGAUCAGUGGUUCCAGAUAUCGGAGAUCGGUGCUGGAGCAUCAUAUCAAGAUUCCGGAGAUCGCGACGGCGUUACGGCGAAUUCAGGUACGAUCCGCUCGACUACGCUCUAAACUUCGACGAUGGUGACGAUAACAACGGCGGCGACGGCGGAGGCCUUGUGUUCCUGGCCGAUGGGUUUCGGUGCCAGGAUUUCAUGUCCAGGCUUCCGAAUUCUCCAGUGCUGCCGCCAAGUAGAUAGCAAUGCUAGGGUUUUGGCUAUACAUCUUCGGAUCUGGUGUUAGGGUUUGAUUGAUCCUUUGUUUUAUGCGCUUUUUUUGAUUGCAAGAUUAUCACCAUCUCGAUCUCUUGAAGAUGAGAUUGGCUGAAUUUCUCAA
This is a messenger RNA of Dioscorea cayenensis subsp. rotundata (Guinea yam), 586 nucleotides long. RefSeq lists its product as uncharacterized. The transcript has a single exon. Bases 46 to 450 code for a protein of 134 amino acids. Lineage: Eukaryota; Viridiplantae; Streptophyta; Magnoliopsida; Dioscoreales; Dioscoreaceae. The record is from RefSeq and is a predicted model, not a curated record.